Molecule: messenger RNA, 735 nt
Organism: Emiliania huxleyi CCMP1516
Lineage: Eukaryota; Haptophyta; Isochrysidales; Noelaerhabdaceae
Exons: 5
Coding region: 1-735 (244 amino acids)
Source: RefSeq, a predicted model, not a curated record
AUGCUCGCACUCGUCCUGACGUGCCCAGGCCUCCGUGCUGGCGUGCCAGUGGCAUCUGCUGAGGCGACGGCUCGGGCCGCCUGGCUCGCCAAAAACCCGUCGCCGUGGGAGGCGCGAGUGACGCCACAAGCGGCACAAGCAGCAAGCCCCUCCGUCUUUCAUGCAACGCAGGCUCCUGGCAACCCGUGGCUCGCGCCCGGCCGGCCAAUGCUCACUCUCGAGGCGGCAGAUGAGAUGAGCAGCGUGGCACUCCGCGAGGCGACAGCAUGCGGCUUUAACCCGAUCAGCGUGUGCGUUCUCGACGCCGGCGGCCGCGUGCUCGUGCUGAAGACGAUGCCUGCAUCGAGCGGGCUCACGGCGGACUUUGCGCACGCCAAGGCGUCGAUGCCGAUGGGCCCAGACCGCGGCUCGGAUGGCGGAAUUGCAUUGGGCCCAAGAUGCCGCAGCUCCUCGCCAUGGGCACCGCCGGCGCUCGCGCCCUUCCCGGGCGGCGUGCUGUGCCGUGACGCGGCGGGGGUCCUCGUCGGCGCGAUCGGCGUCUCGGGCGCGGCGUCCGAUGAGGACGAGCACUGCGCCAUCACCGCAGCUCAGUCUGCUGGUGUGACAAAAAAGGCGCCAGAGAAACGGCACGCAAGCGCGUUUUUGAGAGCCGACACAGUUCAGCUAGCCGCGCGCAGUAAGGACUUUACUAAAACCAUCCUCCUGCUCAGCCUAGUCUUGCUCCACGGUACCUGA